UUUCUCCCAUUCCCUACUCUUUUGCAUCUAUUUUGUUAGACCUACGGAUACGAUGCGUUUUUGCACAAUUGCUCUUUCAUUCUGCUUCUCCUCUCACCUCUCUUCGACGCUUCGUCUCUCUGGGUGAGUUUACAAAGUUACGGUGCGUGCAUAGCAAAAGAGCGUGAGCAUCCUGAUGAUAUCAGGAGGAAGAGGAGGGAAAUCUGCGCCAUCGGCCUCAUCGUGGGCAGUCUCCGCCUCUGGGAAGAGGAUCCAGAGAGAAAUGGCGGAGCUCAACUUGGACCCACCUCCCGACUGCUCCGCUGGUCCCAAGGGUGACAAUCUCUACCAUUGGGUCGCCACCAUCCUCGGUCCCCAAGGAACACCAUAUGAAGGCGGUAUAUACUUCCUAGACAUAACGUUUCCAAGUGAUUAUCCAUUCAAACCUCCGAAGGUAGUUUUCAAAACUCGAAUCUUCCACUGCAAUGUUGAUACUGCUGGUGUUUUGAGUUUAGACAUCUUAAAGGAUAGUUGGAGUCCAGCUCUAACAAUCACCAAGGUGCUUCUUGCAAUCAGAGCGAUUUUCACAAAUCCUGACCCAUAUAGUCCGCUAAUCCCUGGCAUUGCCCGAUUGUACUUGGCAGAUAGAGCUAAACAUGAUGAAUUAGCUGCAGAGUGGACAAGGAGAUUUGCCAAGUGACUCUUGUGAAUCUGAUGCAAGUGCCGUUUGAAUUGCAGAUAUUCCUUGAACAUCUUAAUUCAUGGAUAGGUAUCCAUUAGAUAUAAUAAUGGAUACUUGCAAAGUUUACACAGCAACCUGCUAAGCAUGGUAGUCUAAGCUUCUGACCAUCCCGGAAUGUAUGAUAAUGGCUGAAAGAGACAUAAUGGCAUGCAACAUGGACUAUGAGAAGUCCUUUCAAGAUUCAGGGGCUAUGUAGAUAUAAUAAUAAUAAUAUAUAAUAUAGUGGUUAGUUCAUAGUUGUUUGGUGAUUGUCGUUUUGCAGUGCGGAUAGCCGCCGACACUACUGAAGAUAGGGUUUAGCGGCCAAAAGUCAUGUCAGAAUGGAGAAGUGGGCAUAUUUGAUUAUUUCCGUUUCCAACAGAAUUAUGCACUGGCAAGUAGCAGGCACAGUGACAUUUGAUUCGUAUAAAGUGAAAUUAUUAAGUAAA
Messenger RNA from Carya illinoinensis, 1149 nucleotides. RefSeq names its product constitutive photomorphogenesis protein 10. The transcript has 4 exons. Gene Ontology annotation, biological process: protein polyubiquitination. NCBI's taxonomy places the organism in Eukaryota, Viridiplantae, Streptophyta, Magnoliopsida, Fagales, Juglandaceae. Gene Ontology annotation, molecular function: ubiquitin conjugating enzyme activity. Gene Ontology annotation, cellular component: nucleus. The coding region runs from base 176 to 679 and encodes 167 amino acids. The record is from RefSeq and is a predicted model, not a curated record.